Molecule: messenger RNA, 1916 nt
Organism: Teleopsis dalmanni
Lineage: Eukaryota; Metazoa; Arthropoda; Insecta; Diptera; Diopsidae
Gene: eRF1
Product: eukaryotic peptide chain release factor subunit 1
Exons: 8
Coding region: 459-1772 (437 amino acids)
Biological process (GO): cytoplasmic translational termination
Cellular component (GO): translation release factor complex; cytosol
Molecular function (GO): translation release factor activity, codon specific; sequence-specific mRNA binding
Source: RefSeq, a predicted model, not a curated record
GUUUUCAGUCUGAAAACGAUAAUGAACGUUAGUUAUACGUAUGUUCCAUUUCUCACAUCGUUUUAAGUACAUGUCAGCAAUUUUUAAUCCUACUUCCCAUAAAAUUACCUGAGUGAUUAGAUUGUUACAAACAACUGCAAUUGUGGCAAUGUUAAGGCGAUGAAUAAUUUUAAAUAUAUACAUUGCAGGUUAAAUAAUAUUUUGCAUUUAAUAUACCCACGGUUCAAAAUUAUAAAUGCAUUCUAAAAUUGUUAGAGUUAUAAUUAUAAAUUUAAUUUAAAUCACACUACUUACUUGUGCUGUACAAUUUUGUUUAUUGAAGAUACUGUGCUUAAAAAGUGUCCAUCGCUACUCAAAGAAAAAAGGAACUUCGAAGUUAAACUUAAUAAAAAUCAAUCUAAACAGUUUUUCAUAACCGUUUGACUUCGUCUGUUAGUUUAGGUGAAAACUAUUUAAAUAUGUCUGGCGAAGAAACGUCUGCUGACCGAAAUGUAGAAAUAUGGAAGAUUAAAAAACUUAUUAAGAGUUUGGAAAUGGCUCGUGGUAAUGGGACAAGUAUGAUUUCUUUAAUAAUUCCUCCAAAAGAUCAAAUAUCUCGUGUUAGCAAAAUGUUGGCGGACGAAUUCGGAACAGCAUCAAAUAUUAAGUCUCGCGUAAAUCGAUUAUCUGUUUUAGGUGCAAUUACAUCUGUACAACAUAGGCUAAAAUUAUACACCAAAGUGCCUCCCAAUGGUUUAGUCAUCUAUUGUGGGACUAUUGUCACAGAAGAAGGAAAGGAAAAGAAAGUUAAUAUCGAUUUUGAGCCAUUUAAACCAAUUAACACAUCACUAUAUUUGUGCGACAAUAAAUUUCAUACUGAGGCUCUCACUGCCUUACUAGCUGAUGAUAAUAAAUUUGGUUUUAUUGUCAUGGAUGGAAAUGGUGCUCUUUUUGGUACUUUGCAAGGUAAUACGCGAGAAGUAUUGCACAAAUUUACCGUUGAUUUACCUAAAAAGCAUGGUCGGGGUGGUCAAUCUGCAUUGCGUUUCGCUCGACUGCGUAUGGAAAAGCGUCAUAACUAUGUACGUAAAGUAGCAGAAGUGGCGACUCAACUGUUUAUUACAAAUGAUAAACCGAAUAUCGCUGGUUUGAUACUAGCUGGCAGUGCAGAUUUUAAAACUGAAUUGAGCCAGUCCGAUAUGUUUGAUCCAAGAUUGCAAUCGAAAAUUAUAAAAUUAGUGGACGUCUCUUAUGGUGGAGAAAAUGGUUUCAACCAAGCAAUAGAGUUAGCUGCAGAAUCGCUACAAAAUGUCAAGUUCAUUCAAGAAAAAAAACUUAUUGGUCGCUAUUUUGAUGAAAUAUCUCAGGAUACAGGAAAAUAUUGUUUUGGGGUAGAAGAUACAUUACGUGCUUUAGAGCUAGGUUCCGUUGAAACUCUUAUAUGUUGGGAAAAUUUAGAUAUUCAACGUUAUGUUUUAAAAAAUCAUGCUAAUUCAACUUCGACUACUGUUUUACAUUUGACACCAGAGCAAGAAAAAGAUAAAUCGCAUUUUACUGAUAAAGAGAGUGGGGUUGAGAUGGAGUUAAUCGAAUCACAGCCUUUAUUGGAAUGGUUAGCAAACAAUUACAAAAUGUUUGGUGCUACGCUUGAGAUUAUUACAGAUAAAUCUCAGGAGGGCAGCCAAUUUGUUAGGGGAUUUGGAGGUAUUGGAGGUAUUUUACGAUAUAAAGUAGAUUUUCAAUCACUUCAAGCUGAUGAGCCUUUGGAGGAUGUUGAUCUCGAUGACUACUAAACAUUUAAUAUAAUUUUUUAAAUAAUAUAAUACAUACAGAAUAGCAUCUAAAUGUCAUGAUGCUAAAUAGGUUCAACUUACAUUUCGCUGAAAUUUUAUUUAGAAUCGCGUAAAUUUUAAAUAAAAUCUACAAAACAAAAAUUA